GAGUUGUUGGUGCAUAUGGACUGUGAGGGUUGUGAAAAGAGGAUUCGAAGAGCAAUCUCCAAAAUUGAAGGAGUUGAUAGCUUUGAGAUAGACAUGGAUAAGCAAAAAGUGACUGUAACCGGAUAUGUAGACAAAAGGAAGGUCUUAAAGAUGGUGAGAAGAACUGGAAGGAAGGCAGAGUUUUGGCCAUUUCCAUACGACAGUGAAUACUAUCCUUACGCCUCACAGUACUUAGACGAAUCAACUUAUACAUCGUCGUAUAACUAUUACAGACAUGGAUAUAAUGAGGGCGUGCACGGAUACUUCCCAGACCAGGCGUACUCAACGGUCGACGAUCAAACCGUUCAUCUCUUCAGCGAUGACAAUGUACAUGCAUAUUGCUCCAUUAUGUGA
Molecule: messenger RNA, 393 nt
Organism: Morus notabilis
Lineage: Eukaryota; Viridiplantae; Streptophyta; Magnoliopsida; Rosales; Moraceae
Product: heavy metal-associated isoprenylated plant protein 45
Exons: 2
Coding region: 16-393 (125 amino acids)
Molecular function (GO): metal ion binding
Source: RefSeq, a predicted model, not a curated record